AUGCGAAGCCUUAUAGCUAUCAUUGCCCUUGUUGGGCUCGUGGGAGGCGACUCAAUUAUCCUGGAAAAUGGAUGUCCGGGGGACAACCCGAAGAAGGCAUGCCGGAUUGAGCUGGAGACUUUGAAGGGAGCGCCUGGAGGGGAUUGCCCAUUGUUUUCGACUCCGGAACGUUCCUGCUCGGCCAAUUCGAACCCGGAAGAAUUGGCUACCGUACCACCAAUUGUCGAGGCCUCUACCCCCGAGGGAAUGACCACCGGCCGUACGGUAGAGCAGGACGAAAACGUGACCAUCAUCACCUGGACCGGGAACAAUGCCAAUGGGACCACGAUUCUGAAUGCGACCAGUAUUUGGAGCCGACCGCCUGGAAAUAUUACGAUAGCCACAGUAUCCAAAAAUGCCCUGCCAAAGGACGAGGAACUCCAGAAGGCGACCUGCGUCUGCAAGCCGACCGGAAUUGAUGUCAACGCAAAGGCUGCGAAUCAAUCAUUGAUCACCGCCCUGCUUUCCAACGCCGGAAACCGGAAAAAGCGAGACCUGAACACUCACGAAGAGGCGUCUGGACUUUUGAAAGUCAUCAAAGCCGCGCAAGAGCAUGUUGAUCAACACCUGGAGGAAGUGGAUGGGGUCCGUCCAAAACGGAUGAUGAACGUGGAAGACGCACUAGCCCAAUCCCCAUACGACGCUGAUGGCCAAGUGAACGUGACGAAGCACCAGCCGAAAAAGCCGAUGCGAUUCCAGAGGAGCCCUUUUACGGAAGAAGCAGAGGAGCUGGCUUCUGAGUCCGAAGCCACUGAAGCCGUUGAAGCGCAUCAGACUACGGUAACCGCCCCGACCUCAGAAACUACCGAGGCCAGGCGCCGGAAGCGAGAAGCCGAGUCCUACCUCAUCGAUUUUGAGCCCGAGGUUAAUGAGGCUUUGGAGGAACCGAGCUCUGGAGCACCAAAGACAAAGCGUGAGGUCGAAACGACUGAAAAUCCAGAUGAAGCCACUUCUGAAGCUUCGAAAGCUAAACGUUGCGCUGAAGCUAAGAAAGCGGAAGUCCAAGAGGGUACAUCUGAAGCUCCAAAAAUUAAGCGUGAAGUCGUAGAUGAAGUGGAAAGGUCCAAUUCCAAGCCCGACAAAGUAACUUCUGAAGCUUCAAAGUCGAAGCGCGAGGCUCUAGAUAAAAUUGUCACCUCCACUUCCGAGCCGGCGGCGGCGACCUCCGAAGCUCCAAAAGCAAAGCGUGAAGCUGGAGAUGAACUUGAGGGAUCGACCCUGAAGCCUGAGGAAGCCACUUCGGAAGCUUCAAAAGCCAAGCGUGAAGCUGAGACUGACGUUGAGGGCUCAACUAUUCCAGCUGAAGCGUCAACUCCGGGGAGGUCGAAACGAGAAACGGAGGUGGAAGUUGAAGCAACCACUGAAAAGCCGGAACAAGCCACUUCUGAAGCUUCGAAAGCCAAGCGUUGCGCCGAAGCUCCCAAAGCUGAUGCUAACCAAGGUACUUCUGAAGCCCCAAGAGCCAAGCGUCAGGCGGUGAGUGAGUCUACUGAAGCUACGGACCCCGCUACGACGGAAAUACCAAGAGCCAAGCGGGAAGACGAAGCUGAGAAAUCUGAAGUUACUAUAGCUGACGCUCGUCAGUUUACUUCCCAAGUCUCAAAAGCCAAGCGUCAAGCCGAGGAUGAAGUCAUCGAAGUCGAAAUCCCUCCAAUCAAGCGCUCAGCUCCGAACGCUACUAUUGACGAGCCAUGGGCAAGCGAUGACGAAAUUCCGGUUCAGGUUGUCGAAAACCCCAACUUUGAAACGGUACACGAACCCAGUGUUGAUAAUUCGACUACGGUAGCUUUGAACGUUACGGUACUGCAAGACCCGAUUGCUGAGAUUCUGAAUAGCAACCAGACUACCGUAGUCGAGGAGCAUGAAGCAGCCAUUUUGGAAGCGGAAAAUCUCCAACACGCUAAAAGAGAGGUAGAAAAUGCUCCAGCCAACGUGGUACCUGAGGAUGAGAUCACUGGAGCUCCAGAGGAGGAGAAGAAGAUUCAGAAGCGCUCGGCCCAAUUCAAGCCGGAAGCCAACUGGCCCUUCUUGAGCCUGAACUUCACAUCUCGAGUGCUUCGACUGACCGACAUCCUUGAGAAGACCUACCAACGAGACGGCACCGCCAACCUAACCCGAUUCGACGAGCAGAAGCUGCAAAAACUCGACGAGUUCCGCGAGAAAUUUCUCGAAAAAUUCACCCCCACCGACUCACCGCCCACUUUGUGCCAAAUUCUAAGCAAACUUUGUGAUAAGAUCCACAGGAAGGGUACGGUAGAA
Mesorhabditis spiculigera is the source of this 2298-nucleotide messenger RNA. The record is from the annotation of a GenBank genome assembly. Lineage: Eukaryota; Metazoa; Nematoda; Chromadorea; Rhabditida; Rhabditidae.